Molecule: messenger RNA, 5772 nt
Organism: Schistocerca nitens (vagrant locust)
Lineage: Eukaryota; Metazoa; Arthropoda; Insecta; Orthoptera; Acrididae
Product: rho-associated protein kinase 2
Exons: 28
Biological process (GO): Rho protein signal transduction; cortical actin cytoskeleton organization; embryonic morphogenesis
Cellular component (GO): cytoplasm; cytoskeleton
Molecular function (GO): ATP binding; Rho-dependent protein serine/threonine kinase activity; small GTPase binding
Source: RefSeq, a predicted model, not a curated record
UGGAAAAUGAAUUUAUUUUUAUGUAUGACAUUUUGCUGUUGUUUAACGUAUCAAUGUUGUAGCACAGACAGUUAUGGAAAGUGAAAUUGUGGCGAACUUUCGUUAUGUAGUUCUGUUUGGAAUGGAGGAUCUUACGAAGUUACACAAGAUUUUUAUUGUGUUACGACGAGAACAGCUGUCAUUUUUGUAAUGACGGUUGUGGGCAGGAGCAGUUAUUUUGUUUCAAGAACGGACAGUUACUUUCGAGACGUUAGUUUAUUUUCCAGGUGCCAGUGGUUUGUGACUUACUGUGAUCGUUGUCAAGUAUGCAGUUCUUAAUAUAAGGUGUGAUGUUUUUUAGUGAAGUGUUUAAUGUAGAAUGAAUGUUAUUGAGGUUAUGACGCUGAGAAGGCGCACGAAAUCAGUAAAACGAAAGAACAGCGAAAGACAGCAGUGCAUCUCUUGGAUAACACCCUGCAACCAGAGAGAAGUGGUGUAAGAAAAGGCUCUUUAUUUAUGAAAGGAACGACAGCUGUUUUAAGCACUACAAUGGACUGUAUACAAGAUGAAGAUCGCAAACGACGACUGCGUCAGUUGGAAGAGGAGAUUCAAGAUCCUCGUAGUGUUGCAAAUGUUGACUGCUUGUUGGAUACAGUUCAGGCCUUAGUUUCGGACUGUGAUCACCCAGCUGUCAAACGAAUGAAAAAUAUAGAAGCAUAUAUGAAUAGAUAUGAUUCUGUGGCAGCCACUAUUUGUAGGUUACGUAUGAAGACAGAUGACUUUUCUCUUAUUAAAGUCAUUGGUAGAGGAGCCUUUGGUGAAGUCCAGUUGGUACGGCAUAGAUCUACUCAAAAAGUGUAUGCAAUGAAGCUAUUAAGCAAGUUUGAAAUGAUUAAACGGUCAGACUCGGCAUUCUUCUGGGAAGAACGCGAUAUAAUGGCCCAUGCUAACUCCGAAUGGAUAGUGCAGCUGCAUUUUGCAUUUCAAGAUGCUAAAUAUCUGUACAUGGUUAUGGAUUACAUGCCUGGUGGUGAUCUUGUUAACCUUAUGUCCAACUAUGAUGUGCCUGAAAAAUGGGCAAAAUUUUAUUGUGCUGAAGUUGUUUUAGCUUUAGAUGCCAUUCACUCAAUGGGUUUUGUUCAUAGAGAUGUGAAACCAGAUAAUAUGCUUCUGGACAAGCAUGGUCACCUCAAGUUAGCAGAUUUUGGUACUUGCAUGAGGAUGGAUGAUGAUGGUCUAGUGCGGUCAGAUACAGCAGUAGGUACUCCUGAUUACAUAUCACCAGAGGUGCUACAGUCCCAAGGUGGAGAAGGUGUAUAUGGUCGUGAGUGUGAUUGGUGGAGUGUGGGUGUCUUCCUUUAUGAAAUGUUAGUUGGAGACACUCCAUUUUAUGCCGAUAGCCUUGUUGGUACAUACAGCAAGAUCAUGGAUCAUCGCAAUUCACUUCAUUUUCCAACAGAUGUAGAAAUUAGUCAAGAUGCUAAAGCCUUAAUUUGUGGCUUUCUCACAGACAGAACAAGGCGCCUAGGAAGAAAUGGAGUUGAAGAAAUAAAAUCUCAUCCAUUCUUCCAGAAUGACCAGUGGACAUUUGAUAAUUUACGAGACUGUGUUCCACCAGUUGUUCCAGAACUAAUGGGUGAUGAUGAUACAAGUAAUUUUGAUGAUGUAGAUAAAGAUGAAAGUCCAGAAGAAAAUUUCGCUACGCCAAAAACUUUUGCAGGAAACCAUUUGCCGUUUGUGGGUUUCACAUACUCAAGGGAUUAUCAGUAAUUAAGUAAAAAUGGUAAAAAAACAGUCUCAAUUGCACAGUCAUUUAUUAAAAAUAUGACCAAAGAUGAUGUUAAAUCAAUUACUCAGUUGGAGGCAGAACUAGAAAACCAGCGUUCUCUUGUGAAGUGUCUUGAAGCUAAACACGCGUCUGUGUACAUACAACUGGAAGAAGUGAAUCAGAGGAAAGCAGAAAUAGAAGAGAUGAAUGAUCAGUUGGAGAAGAGGAUAACGCUCCAUAAACAGGAAAUCAAAGAGUUGCUACGGAAAGCUGAGGCAGAAGCUGAUAUCCGGAGAAAGACUGAAGUGGUUCUCCAGGAAAUGAAACGAAAAUUGGAAGAUGAGCAGAAUAAACGAACAAGAGAAAUGAACAAUAAUCAACAAACUAAUGACAAGAUAAAUGUCUUAGAAAAACAGUUGACAGACAUGCAGGAAAGCAAUACUCGUCUCCGGAAGCAGGUUGCAGAGUUGACAUUAGCAAAAUCUACAGCAGAACAGGUGCAAGGUGAAUUGCAGAGCAAGUUAACAUCUCUACAGUUGCAAAGAGAGAAUCUACAGCAAGAGGUUGCAACUCUUGAAGGACAGCUAUCUCAGGAAAGAAGUUCUCGUUGCCAGGCUUCUGACUUGCAGCAGGAAUUGGAAGGUCGUCUGCAGUCAAUGCAUGGUGAACUUGAACGAGCUCAGCAGAGAGAGAAUAAACUCACAGAUGACAAUCGUCAAAUGGUUGAAAAAAUCUCAAGCCUGGAGAAGGAAUGUGCAUCCUUGGAAUUAGAACUUAAAGCAGCUCAGAACAGGUAUCAACAAGAAGUUAGAGCACAUGAAGAAACUGAGCGAAGUCGCCUUCUGAGCAAAGAGGAAGCAAACAUAGAAGUCGUCAAAGCUUUACAGGCAAAACUGAAUGAAGAAAAAAGUGCUCGGCAGAAGGCAGAUUUACAGUGGCAGGAGAAGGAACGCCAGAUGUCUAUGCUUUCCGUUGACUACAGACAGAUCCAGCAGAGGUUACAGAAAUUGGAGGGAGAAUAUCGGCAGGAAGUUGAAAAGGUGAAAGCCCUGCAUGGACAGAUAGAACAGGAGCAGCAGAAGAAGAAUGUCUUGCAGACAGAACUUGGAGUGCAGGCAUCAGAAGUCGCUCACUUACGUGCAAGGGAAGCUCAGCUUAUUCGUGAAGUAACACAGUUAAGAGAGGGCAAAAAAUCUAUUGAAGAAGAGCUGCACAAAGUUAAAGCUGCUCGAUCUGUGGACGAUUUGCAGAUGAAGGAGUUGCAAGACCAACUUGAAGCAGAACAAUACUUCUCGACAUUGUACAAGACACAGGCACAGGAACUAAGGGAGGAGGUGGAUGAAAAACAGAGGUCAAUACAAGAGCUUGAGGAGGAAAGAGACUCAUUUUCUAGGCAGUUGCAAUUGGCUCUUGCUCGAGCUGACAGUGAAGCACUUGCUCGGUCGAUUGCUGAGGAGACAGUUGCUGAUCUAGAGAAAGAGAAGACUGUCAAAGAAUUGGAACAUAAAGAUCUGAUGUCAAAGCACCGAGCUGAACUUGCUAAUAAGGAAAUAGCCCUAAAUACGGCGAAGGAGAGGGAAAUGGACUAUAAGAAGACUGUUGACCAGUUAGUGAAAGAAAAAGAUGAAUUAAAUCAUCAGCUGAAGAUUAUGCAACAAGUUACAAAUGAGGCCAAUAAUAACAAUGAAGAACUUGAAAGGCUACACCGACAACUAAAAACAGAACAGCUACUGAAAAUGCAAGCUGUGAACAAAUUAGCAGAAAUAAUGAAUCGUAAAGAUAUGAGCAAUGCAGGUCGUGGUAAGAACAAAGUUUCGUCAGCAGAUCUUAGGAAGCGAGAGAAAGAAUGUCGGAAACUUCAACAGGAGCUCACACAGGAACGAGAUAAAUACAGCCAGAUGGUGGCAAAAUGGCAAAAGGAUAUGCAGGAGUUACAAGCUCAACUUCAGGAAGAAAAUACAUUGAAAAUCCGUCUGCAAAUGGAGCUUGAUUCCAAAGACUCAGAGAUAGAGCAGCUACAUGUUAAGCUAGCAUCUCUUAGCAGUGAAACUGCAUCAUUAAGUAGUGCUGACAAUGAUGAUGACUUAAUAGGCCAAGAGUCAAGGUUAGAAGGCUGGUUGUCUGUUCCUAACAAACAGAAUAUAAGGCGACAUGGUUGGAAGAAACAGUAUGUUGUAGUGUCCUCAAAGAAAAUAAUAUUUUAUAAUUCGGAAAGUGAUAAGCAGAACACGGAUCCUGCACUUGUUCUUGAUCUUAAAAAAGUUUUCCACGUUCGUCCAGUAACACAGGGCGAUGUAAUUAGAGCAGAUGCCAAAGAUAUUCCACGAAUUUUUCAGCUACUUUACGCUGGGGAAGGGGAAGCUAGAAGACCAGAUGAGAGUGGUACGAAUCAGUUGGAGCUCUCUACACUGAGGGAUGAUAAGCCGGGGACCUAUUCUCUCAAAGGUCAUGAGUUUAUCCAGAUCUCGUUCCACAUGCCAACAAAUUGUGAAGUCUGUCAGAAGCCACUGUGGCACAUGUUUCGACCACCAGCUGCCUUGGAAUGCAGACGAUGUCACAUUAAGGUUCACAAAGAGCAUCUGGAGAAAAAGGAGGAUGCCAUUGCACCGUGUAAACUACAUUAUGAUCCAAAUUCUGCCAAAGAACUGUUAAUACUGGCUUCCAAUGUGGAAGACCAGAAACUUUGGAUUCAACGACUUGGGAAGAAAAUACAAAAAUGUGGAUACAAGGCCAAUAGUGGAAUUGAUGGAGCCAAAAUUUCACCAAGAGAAUCAACACGUUCAUCACUUAAGCCAUAUAUACACCAACAGCAACGCUCUGCAACACUACCUGCAAAUGCAUCUGCUGUCGGAAAAUAAGUGUGAGCUGCUUUCGGAGGCGCAAGUGGCUGUUGAGACUGUGAUUGCUAGGAGGCUAUAAGUGCUGUGUAAAGAAAUAAUUUAUUUUUUAACAGUGGCCUAACCAAAGUUUUAUCUCUGAAUAUAGUUGUAACUUAUUAGUAGUAAAAAAUAGCUUUAUAUUUUCUCUUUGAUUGAGCUUCACAAGUACAGCAAUUUUUAUUUGGAAGGGUUUUGUGAGGCUGUGGACAUUAUCAUUCUUAAGCAAAGAAACUGAAGCAGCAGAAGUGACCCCGUGUUUGUGAGGAAGGGGGAGAGGUUUUCUGUUGGCAGCUCAUGUUAGGUUGUAAAACAUUUGAAAUACUUGUUUUAUGAGUUUCCCAUUUUGGUGUGGUUAUGAUUUAGGAAAAAAGGCUCUUAAUCAGCAUCUUGCCUGUCAGUUUCACAUCAUAGCCACUUCUGACCUGAUUCAGUAAGUGUACAAAUGUAAUUUUUAGUUAUACUUGUCAUGUUAGUUACAGUAAUACAACAGAAAAUGUGAGAACAGAUGUAACUCUCACAAAGAUUACAUUCAUGACUGAAUAUUGAAGCCAAAGUUUUGAUAAACAUUUUUGCAAGAUUUAGACACACAUAUUUACAUCACAUAAUGCUGUGACUCAGAAAUAUUGAAGUUUGCUCAUAAUCAUUUUUCUGACGUUUACAUUCCUUUUCUUUCCACUAGAAUGAUUCGUUGAUUUGUACUUCCAAAGAAAAGGACAAGAUUUCCCUUGCUCAUUUCACAUUGCAUCUGUGCCAAUUAAUUUAACUGUUAAAAAGUUUACAAAUUAUGUACCAUUAUAUGUGAAUGCCAAGUUUCAAUGAAACUUGUUAUUUUAUUUAUAUGUAUACAUAAAUAUGUGUAAGGCAGACUUCUGCAGUUAUGUACAUGUUUGUUGCUGUGUUCCAUUUUCACAUUGUUGAUUACAUGUGGAGAAUAUAUAUGGACUGUGCCUUUAUAUCAUGCAAAAGAAUAAACUUGUGGUACUAUUUAGAGUUCUAAGUUAAAGUAUUUAUGUUUUUCAUUUUUUAAAAGGAAUAACUUAUGUUAAGUUAUGCCAAAAUUGUGGAAUUACCAACUACAAUUUUAUUUAAUAUGUACCAUAAAACUACUCUUUUGUAUAUAUGACCAUAGUGCUAUUUGUAUAUGAA